Molecule: messenger RNA, 3272 nt
Organism: Nerophis lumbriciformis (worm pipefish)
Lineage: Eukaryota; Metazoa; Chordata; Actinopteri; Syngnathiformes; Syngnathidae
Gene: msh4
Product: mutS homolog 4
Biological process (GO): reciprocal meiotic recombination; mismatch repair
Cellular component (GO): nucleus
Molecular function (GO): ATP binding; ATP-dependent DNA damage sensor activity; mismatched DNA binding
Source: RefSeq, a predicted model, not a curated record
UUGAGGGGCAUGCGCAGAUGCGAGCGCCAGAUGUCAAUUUCUUUAAUGGCGGCUGUUAGCUUUUUAGCUAACAACAGUCUCCGUUGUACGUGUCUUUAAUUGCAUAUUAACGUUUGAGAAUCUAAUUAUGUGCAGCUGAACCAAUAACCUGGGAAAUAUAUAUCAUAUACUGAGAAAAUUUGACAUUUACAAUGUUUCGUAGCAGCACAGAAGAGAUAGCAACUAGUGACACUUCAGAACAUGAACAGACUUGUGAAGUUACUCCAGUUGACACAAUUGCGUUGAAUGAAACCACUUCUUUCAACCCAGUAUCAGCUUCAAGCUCGGAUGGAGGCAGUACUCGUUCGAGCAGUGGUCCAUCACGACCUCGCCCAGCACCAGGUCAGUUCUCCAACAGUGUCCAGUUAGUAAGCAACAAUCCACCCCACCUUGUCUCUACAUCAGACAGCUCCUCCCUCCACAGCCGCGGAGGAAUGCCAAAACUCAGGAGGGCCCCAGGUUCAGCAGUGGCCGCACAAACUGCACGGACACCACAUUGUGAUUACACUGCCCCAACCAGUUGCCCCUCUUCAACCACAACGUCUGCUGCAUCAGUGAUUGUGGCAGUGGUUGAAGGGCGCGGCAUGGCCAGGGGAGAGAUUGGAAUGGCCAGUCUUAACUUGAACUGUCCAGAGCUUGUACUGUCUCAGUUUUCAGACACUGGAACCUAUGCAAAGGUUAUAACCAUGGUGCAUAUCUUGUUGCCAAUGGAGAUACUGAUGCCAGACACUGCUAGUGAAAAGGGAAAAGGGACAAAGCUGUUCAACCUUAUCACAGAGAACUUCCAGGGUGUUGCUUUUACUGCAAUCCAAAGAAAAUAUUUUAAUGAGAAAAAAGGGAUGGAGUACAUCCAACAGCUGUGUGCUCCAGAAUUUAGCACAGUCGUCAUGGAAGUUCAAGCCAAAUAUUAUUGCCUAGCAGCUGCAGCUGCUUUGCUGAAAUACUUGGAGUUUAUUCAGAACUCUGUGUACGCUGCCAAGUCGCUUAAAGUGAGCUUUAAAGGAAGCCAACAGACGGCCAUGAUCGACUCUAUAUCAGCCAGAAACAUGGAGCUGGUGGUCAAUAAUAAAGACCACAGAAGCGACCAUACUCUAUUAGGCGUGCUUAACCACACGAAAACUCCGGGGGGAGCCAGAAGGUUACGCUCUAAUAUUCUGGAGCCUUUGGUGGAUGUGGACACCAUCAACACACGCUUGGACGCCAUUCAGGAGAUGCUGCAAAAUGAAGAGUUUUUCUUCGGUUUGAAGAAUGCUGUAGCUCCUUUCCUUGAUAUUGACCAGCUGCUCUCUGUUUUGGUCCAGGUCCCAAAACAAGAAACGGUUCCAAUAGCAGAGGCAAAGAUUACACACGUGAUUCAGCUGAAACACACUUUGGAUCUGGUGCCACAGUUGAGGGUGACAUUGAAAAACUGCAACACAGCUCUUCUCAAGGCAUACAGUACAUCGCUGGAAGACAACAGAUUUGACAUAAUCUUGAAGCAAAUCCACACAGUGAUUAAUGAUGACACUACCUACCUGAAGGGGAGCCUCAAUAUGCGCACGCAAAAGUGCUAUGCAGUGCGACCUAACAUCAACGAGUUCCUGGACAUUUCUCGUCGAGCAUACACUGAAAUAGUGGAUGACAUUGCAGGAUUUGUAAACCAGAUGGCAGAGAAGUCUGGCUUUCCCAUGCGCACCAGCUUCAGUACAGCUCGUGGCUUCUUCAUUCAGAUGAAACUGGAAGGAAUAUUCUUGCCCAAAGGGAAACUUCCUCCAGAGUUCAUCAAGGUCACCAGACACAAGGACAACUAUGGCUUCACCACCACAGACCUGAUGAAGAUGAAUGACCGCUGUGAUGAGGCCCUGAAGGAAAUCUUUCACGUCUCCUACGUGGUGAUAUGUCAACUGCUCAGCACAAUCCGUGAACACAUCCACUGUCUCUACAAACUGUCUGAUGCUGUAUCCAUGCUGGAUAUGCUGCUGUCCCUGGCAAACGCAUGCACCAACUCAGACUAUGUGCGUCCAGAGUUCACAGACACACUCGCUAUAAAGCAAGGUCGCCACCCAAUCCUGGAGCGAAUGGCCAGACAGCAGCUUGUAUCCAACAACUGCUACAUCUCUGAGGGCAGCAACUUUGUCAUCAUCACUGGUCCCAACAUGAGUGGGAAAUCGACAUAUCUAAAGCAGGUGGCACUAUGUCAAAUCAUGGCUCAGAUAGGUUCUUUUGUCCCUGCUGAGUAUGCUUCUUUCCGUGCCGCUGAUCAAAUCUUCACAAGAAUUGGCGUGGAUGACAAUUUUGAAACCAGCUCUUCCACAUUCAUGUUGGAAAUGAAGGAAAUCACAUAUAUAGUCCACAACGUUAGCGAUAGGUCCCUCAUCAUCAUCGACGAACUGGGACGUGGAACCAGUGCAGAGGAAGGAAUCGGGAUCUGUCACUCUGUUUGUGAGUUUCUCCUCAACUUGAAGGCUUUUACUCUGUUUGCAACACACUACCUUGAGCUGUGCCAACUGGAGUGUCUGUAUCCCAACGUGGAGAACCAGCACAUGCAGGUUCAGCACACCCGCACUCGUGACACUGGCGCCGAGAAUGUGGUGUACACGCACUUACUGAGUGGAGGAUACUCCGAGGAAAGACACUACGGCCUUAGGGCAGCAGAAAUGACCUCGCUUCCUUCAAGCAUAAUCCAGGAAGCAAAGACAUUUGCUUUUAAUGUCAGCAAGCAGCUUUUGAUGUUCAUAAAAUGUGUUUUUAUUGUUGAUCCCAAGGCCAAGCAUAAGAGUAAUCCAAAAGCAGAGAGGCAGCGUGUGCUAUACCGCUUGGCCACACGCCUCCUGCAGACUGCCAGAAACUCUAGACUUGACCCGGACAGCCUGCGCAUGUACCUAAAGGGCCUGAGGAGGCAGUAUGAGGCAGAGCUAGAGGCUGCAGGGCAGCCAUAAUCCGUGGACACUUAAAAGAAGAAAUCAGUCUGAAAAAUAAAUAAUAGAUGGUGUUCAGUUAGCAUGUGCAUAUGAGAAAAUAAAAAGUCUGUGUCUAUAAUUGUUUUUUAUUGGACAUAAAUGCUUAUAAUGUUAAGUGUGGCAUGUGCUUUAAAGGGGAACAUUAUCACCAGACCUAUGUAAGCGUCAAUAUAUACCUUGAUGUUGCAGAAAAAAGACCAUAUAUUUUUUUAACCGAUUGCCGAACUCUAAAUGGGUGAAUUUUGGCGAAUUAAACACCUUUCUAAUAUUCGCUCUCGGAGCGUCGGGAAGCAA